Oryza sativa Japonica Group (Japanese rice) is the source of this 1604-nucleotide messenger RNA. The record is from RefSeq and is a predicted model, not a curated record. NCBI's taxonomy places the organism in Eukaryota, Viridiplantae, Streptophyta, Magnoliopsida, Poales, Poaceae.
AACCAAGAAACCAAACUAACCCUACCCUUGCUGCGCUGCCCAUUUCCGUCGCCGCUGUCGUUGAUAUCUCCGGCGAUGCUCUGCGGCGUCGAGAUCCUCUGCUCCGUCGUCGCCGUCGUCGCGCGCGUGCUCGGCAGGGCGCUCAUGACAAUCUGCUCGCCCAAGUUCUCCACCGCCGGGCUCAUCGGCUCGCCGACGACGGCGUGGGGCGGCGGCGGAGCCAAGAAGAAGGUGCACAUGGAGAGCGAGAAGCAGCAGCUGCCGCCGCCGCCGUCGCCGCCGGCGCUGGUGCUCCCGGCGUUCAAGAGGAAUUGCACCGACCAGGAGCAGAGGGCGCCGGCGACGUCGACAAAGGCGGCGAGGGGGAGGCCGCCGAGGCUGGUCAUUCCGGCUGCGGCGCCGGUGGCGGUGGCGCGCGGCGGCGUGGACCCGUUCGGCGGGAGGGAGACGGACGUGGCGACGGAGACGGAGGUGAAGGGGGAGGGGUUCUGCCUGGCGAGCAGGAGAGGGGUCAGGCAUGCAAUGGAGGAUGGAUAUGGGGUGAUCACUCGUCACAAGAUUGAAGGAGGCUCCCAAUUGGCGUUCUACGGUGUGUACGACGGGCAUGGCGGCCGGGCCGCCGUGGACUUCGUCGCCGACAAGCUCGGCAAGAAUGUCGUCACCGCCGCCGCCGCGGCGACGACGAUGAGCCGACAUCAAGCAGCUGGCUCAUCAUCGCCGUCGCAGCAACGUCGAGAAGAAGAGGACGAUGUCACGGCGGCGAUCAGGGCUGCGUACCUGACCACGGACAGCGAGUUCCUGAGCCAGGGUGUACGCGGCGGCGCGUGCGCGGCGACGGCGCUGGUGAAGGACGGUGAGCUCUACGUGUCCAACGUCGGCGACUGCCGCGCCGUCCUCGGCAGCCGCGGCGGCGUGGCCACCGCCCUCACCUCCGACCAUACCCCCGGCCGCGAGGACGAGCGCCUCCGCAUCGAGAGCACGGGCGGGUACGUGAGCUGCGGCGGCAGCGGGGUGUGGCGCGUGCAGGACAGCCUCGCCGUGUCGCGCGCGUUCGGCGACGCCGGCGUGAAGCAGUGGGUGACGUGCGAGCCGGAGACGGCGCGCGUCAGCCUCGCCGCCGACGGCGACUGCCGCUUCCUCGUCCUCGCCUCCGACGGCCUCUGGUGCAAGGUGUCCAACCAGGAGGCGGUCGACGCCGUCGCCGCCGCCGCCGCCGCCGCCGCCGGCGUGGCCGGCAGCACGGACCCGUGCAAGGAGCUGGCCGCCAUGGCGAGGAGCAGAGGGAGCCGGGAUGACAUCACCGUCAUGGUCGUCGACCUGCAACCAUUCUUGCCGGUAUAGAGCCGGCAAACGUGCAUACCGUACGAAACAAUUUUGAUGUGAUUUUUGUUUUAGAAGUUAUACUACGAAAAGAUAUAUAUCCGAUUUUGUCUUUCUUUUUUUUUCUCACUUCAGUUGCACUUAGAAGUUGUAACUUGUACAUGUGUUUGUAACUUGUAAGUGGUUUUUGAAGUGAGCUUGCUAGGUAGAUGCAUAAGAGAUUAUACAAGAGUGACUGUAAUUUCUUUCUUACUUAUAUAAAGGGGGCUUACGCAUGCACACCA